AUCAAAAUCCUGAAGAGUUUCAAACGGAAUGCUAUAAGUUUGAUAAAGAGAUAUCCAAUAUAAAUUCAGCCGGUGAAACUGAUUAUGCAGGAGAUACCUGCUCUGGCGAAAUAUUUCUAUCAAGUGCUAGCGAAUUAAAAGAAGACAGUGUUGAUGAGUUAAAAUGUGAGAAUGUUGGCGGAUCGUAUAAAGAUGGUAACUUUGGGUCAAAGGCGGACACCGAUUUAGAUACUAUAGAUCGAGUAAAUGAAUUAUUUUGUAAUCUUAGAGGGGUUAAUGGAUAA
This is a messenger RNA of Dentiscutata erythropus, 284 nucleotides long. Lineage: Eukaryota; Fungi; Glomeromycota; Glomeromycetes; Diversisporales; Gigasporaceae. The record is from the annotation of a GenBank genome assembly.